Dioszegia hungarica is the source of this 2280-nucleotide messenger RNA. RefSeq lists its product as uncharacterized. NCBI's taxonomy places the organism in Eukaryota, Fungi, Basidiomycota, Tremellomycetes, Tremellales, Bulleribasidiaceae. The record is from RefSeq and is a predicted model, not a curated record. Bases 1 to 2280 code for a protein of 759 amino acids. The transcript has 9 exons.
AUGGAGUACAGCAACACGCGGUCCACAUCCGACCGUGACACCCUCGCCGACAUCCUCCGUCCUGCCGACACUCCCAAGCUCAGUGUCGCCCCCGACAACGCAGUCCACCCGAACGCGGCUGUCCGGGCCAGCAUGCUCCAGUACGCCAAGGAACGCGAGCUCGCGCGCACCCCAUCCCUCUCGGCCGAAGCUCCGGAAUUCCGCUUCGCCCCACCUCUCGUCGCUUCGACAACCCUCUCGAGCGUGCCUAUGACCCGUUCGAUCGGUCAGAGCCGCCAUCCCGCGGAAUACCAGCACCGGCCUCUCCAGAGGACCUCGCCACGCAUCGGGGAGGGACACUGGUCCACACUGCACCUUGGGAGCGUUCGGGAUGAUCCCACCAGGCGAUUCGGGACGGAUGACCGAGCCGUAUUCCCGCCUUUCCACGAAGAUUAUUUCAACCUCUGCCAGUCUGCAGCGAAGUCUGCGCAUGCUUCCGAGUCCUCGGUCGCUCACGCAUCCUCUACCACAUCCGGCUCGACGGACAACAUCUCUGGUGACAUCGACCCGGAUCGCCUGCGGUCUGACCCCCUCUUCCGAUCGGCGUAUCUGGCUCCCGGCCAGCCUACUCUCGCCCGCCAGUCGGCAACGGUCUCCCCUACCUUUACUUUCAAGCCGUACAUCCCCACACCUGUCUACGUCGCGCCAGGCAGCUCCCUCCCUACCUCUCCCGUCAACGGCAAGACUGCUUCGGUCUCGACCCCCGCCAACUACUCGUAUGACGCUCACUACCCCCCUUUGCCGACUACUAAGCCAUCUGCAACCCACGCGUCCAAGGCGUCAGCUCUCUCCUCCUCUACGGCGAGCCUUCAUAUCGAUAUCCCGGCGGAGUACGCCGAUAUCGUCUCUCAGCCGCCCAUGUCGCAGCCUGACUCGCCCGCUCUUCGCUCCGACCACGGCUCGACUCCUCCGGUCUCAGCGGCGUCGCAAGUUACUCCGAUCGGCUACCACUCGGAGGGCAGGGAUGGGAGCAAGGUCAAGUCUGAGGCAGUCAAGGCAACGGAGAAGCAGCAAGACGUCGACUACUACAAGUUCCACCAAUCGAGCGUCAAUGACGAGGCUCUUCUUCCUGGAUCGCCCGAGCGAGCCCAACGGGCAAGGGCGAUGCUGCAGGCUCUGUCGAGGCCUCGGGUCACAUCUCCUCAAGGGGGGCAGCGAGUGAGCUCUGGGUCUGGGUCCUUUGGAACCGCGUCCCGCAACAGUAACGUCUCGGCCAUCUCGGACAUCUCGUUUGCGUCCGCCAUGUUCGAGCCGGGCUAUGGUGGCUGGGAUGACCUCCACCACGCGAUCGAUCCUCGGGAUUACCACGCCGAUCACCCCGCCCUCGACAUCACUCAGUCUUCCCAGAGGGCUUGGGGCCAUCUCCCUGUUCCCAGCCCAAACGAGCCAAACCUUCCGGCUCACAUUCGGUCACUCGUCCAGCCCGAGAUCCGCUCCAUCUGGGACCGCAGCGCUCGCUCUCCUGCGCCGCGGCAGCCCGUCGCCCAAGCCACUCGGGACAGUGGCAUCAUCCCAAGUUCCGACUAUCUCGACUGGCCUUAUCAGCAGACCAGUCUGGCCGCCCAAGUGCAACGACAAGCAUACCAACAGCACCAAUACCGGCCUUCCACUCAUUCCUCGUACGACCUCUACUCGCAGGACGGUAUCAGCUCUGUUGAUUGGACUAGCCUCCUCUCCAACAGCACCACUAGUACUGUUGAUAGCGGGAGAGCUAAUGGGGCUAGUCUGUCCUCGCGUGGACUGCCGCUUCCUGAACUUCGCGAGGAACCCGGAAUGCAAAUUGUGCGGUGUACGGAAGAAUAUCGACGAUCCAUCAGUAUGUUCAAUUCAUUUCAUGGUAAUUCGAGGCAAGCUAAACAUCUAGCAGAGGAGCGGACAGCAGCCUGGGCCGCCGCUCGGCUCGGCGGGGGAUUGGCAGUGCGCGACAUGCCUGUUCAUCAAUUGGCGCCGUCGGACCCUGUGCAUGAAGUGCUUCCCGGACCACCCGUCCAAUUCCGAUCGAACAUUCAACUAUCCCGACCCGCGUCCCCAAGCGUAUGCGAGUGCCGCGAGCUUGCCAUUCGGGCGGGGGCUGUCGGGCCUCGCUUCCGGAACGAACCAUUUCCCUGCCAGCACAAUCAGCGGCUCUCGGGGAAUGUACGACCUCAGAAGCGCUUCUCCGCCAACAAGAACCCCCUUAUCCUCGCCUCGGACGCUCUCCUCUCGACUGGACUGUACGACUCUUCUCCCGAAACCCCAUAA